GCAUGGAAGAUGGCUACCUACUUUUAUUACCAUUUGUUUAUUACAUCUCACUUUCGAAUGACUAAUAAGAUAAGAAAUUACCAUUUUGUUUGACCACAAUGACCAGUAUGUUGCUUAGAAAGUUCCAAGAUUUAUUUUAGGUUUCACACGGAAACUUGCAUGAUAUUACAAUAAAAAAAAGCAUCUGUGGUUCUUGGAAAGUUCAGAGAGUCACACCAAAAGCAAUGUAAAAAGCAUCAAUAUGGGACUUUAAAGUUCAAAGAGUUGCUGGACACACCGAAAGCAAUCCACCUUUAAAGGCUCCUCUUGCUUGCAUUCACCUUCUUCCUAAUUUGUCUCACUUUCCGGAGUUAUAUUGCAAUCCCUUCACAGUUUUCUUUCUCUUCCUUUCAGAUCUUUACAGCUGUUUGCUCAUAAAUCUUGAUGGCUCUUGUGACCUGCAAAGAAGCCUCAUCUUCUUCUUUCACCCACCAACCCAAGAAAUUUGAUGUCUUCUUGAGUUUUAGAGGUGAAGAUACCCGUCUUGGUUUUGUAGGUCAUUUGUAUAAUGCCUUGUGUCAACGGGGUAUUAACACUUUUAUUGAUAAUAACCUUCAAAGGGGAGAAGAAAUUUCUGUAGGACUUUUCAAAGUCAUUGAAAGUUCAAGGAUUUCAAUAAUUGUAUUCUCUGAAAACUAUGCAUCCUCCAAAUGGUGCUUGGACGAACUUGCCAAGAUUGUUGAGUGUAAGAAAAAAGACCAGUUAGUGCUACCGAUUUUUUACAACAUAGAUCCAUCAGAGGUUCGUAACCAAAAAGGAAAGUUUGGAGAAGCACUAUCUAAACAUGAAGAAAAAUUAAAGGAUUACAAGGUGCAAAGCUGGAGGGAAGCUUUAUUUGAAGUUGCAAAUAUAUCUGGUUGGCAUUACCAGCGUAGUUGCAGCGAGUUUGAAUUUAUCCAAAGAAUUGUUGAAAAGAUCUCAAAUUUCAAAUUAAACUGCUCACCGUUAUUUGUCGCACAAUACCCAGUUGGAAUAAAUUAUCGUGUAAAGACCAUACUUUCAGAUAUUAAGUCAAAUGAUGGUCAUAUAAUAGGUAUCUAUGGCCCUGGUGGAAUUGGUAAGACAACAAUCGCAAAAGCUAUUUUUAAUAGAAUUUGUGAUGAAUUUGAUGGAUUUUGUUAUCUAGAAAAUUUAAGAGAAAGAUCGGGGACAAAUGCUGGUGUAAUCGAACUACAAGAGACGCUUCUUUUUGAGAUCUUAAGGAAUACAAAUUUAAAGGUGGGUAACAAAUCGAGAGGAAUCAAUAUGAUAAAGGAAAGACUUUCAUUUAUGAGGAUCCUUUUAGUUCUUGAUGAUGUGGAUAAACGGAUCCAAAUAGAAAAUUUGCUUGGAAGAUGUGAUUGGUUUGCUUCUGGAAGCAAAAUCAUUAUAACAACAAGAGACAAACACUUAUUAACUACUCUUGGAAAAUGUUGUUCAACCUACAAGGUUAAGGGAUUAGAUCAAGAUGAAGCUCUGGAACUCCUUAGUAUGCAUGCUUUCCAAAGCAACAAACCUAAAGAAGAUUAUUCGGAACUUGCAAAUAGAGUUAUACAACAUGCUAGGGGACUCCCACUAGCUCUGGUAAUAAUGGGUGCUGAUUUGAAUGGAAGAACUAAACCUCAGUGGGGAAGUGCAGUAGAUAAGUAUGAAAGAAUUCCUAAUGAAGAAAUUCAAAAAAUUCUCGAAAUAAGCUAUAAAGGAUUGGAUGAAACUGAAAAAGAUAUUUUCCUUGAUAUCGCAUGCUUCUUUAAGGGAUAUUUUAAGGAGUAUGUCAUGGAUAUAUUGAAUGCUUGCGAUUUACAUCCAAUUUAUGGAAUACAAAAACUUUUUGAUAAGUGCCUAAUAACUGUUGAUCAAUAUGAUAGAUUGUUGAUGCAUGACUUACUCCAACAAAUGGGUAGGGACAUUAUUCGACGGGAAUCGCCACAAAUGCCCGGAGAGCGUAGUAGGCUAUGGUGUUAUGAGGAUGUUCAUAAAGUACUAACACAAAAUACGGGAUCAGAAAAAAUUCGAGGCAUAAGGAUAUGCUCACCUGAAUCAUCAAAGAUGAAAUUAGAACCUAAAUGUCUUGAAAAGAUGAAAAAUCUCAAGUUCCUCAUAGUUAGUAAUGUAGAUAUUUGCAGAGGUCUUAAAUAUCUUCCUAACGAAUUAAGGGUUCUUGAUUGGUCCGGAUUUCCUUUAUCUUCCUUACCACCUAAUUUUGAUCCUCAAAAUCUCAUUGCACUGAACAUGCCAGAAAGUCGAGUUACAUUGGACAAGCUUUUCAAGAGGAUACAAUGCAAAAACUUGACAUAUAUGAAUUUCAAUUUCAAUCAAUACGUUAGGGAAUUACCCGACUUAUUGAGUGCCACCCCAAAUGUAAAGAAAUUGGAUCUCCGAAGUUGUAAAAAAUUAGUCAAGAUUCAUGACUCUGUUGGAUAUCUUGAUAAGCUUGAAAGCUGGGACCUUUGGGGUUGCAAUGAACUUCAAAUUCUUCCAAGUUGUAUUGUGAUGAAAUCCCUUAAACAUUUAUUUCUUUUUGAUUGCAAAAGGGUUAAAAGGUUCCCCGAUAUUCUACAAGAAAUGGAAAAUUUAAAGUUUUUAUGUCUGAGAGGCACUGCUAUUAGAGAGCUUCCUCCAUCAAUUGAGAAUCUUACUGGGCUUGAGCGAUUAGAAAUAGGUUCCAGUUUCUAUUCGUGUCAACUUCCUAGUAGCAUUUAUAAAUUGCAACAUCUUCGCAAGCUCUUGCUUUUUGGUAAUGUCAAAUUUCCAAAGGACGUGGGGAUUGGUAGACAAGCAGCAGCGUGCAAUUCUUAUGGUGGCUUUUCAAAAUAUUGUUUUCCAAAGUUGAAUUUUCUAAAAAAGUUGACUUCUUGCUUCACCCCCUCAGAGAAAUGUUUAUUAUCAGGGAGUAAAGAUUUGAACCUCAGAGAAAGCAUUACCAGAUUCAAUAGAUUAAAUUAUCUUCGAAUUCAGGAUUCCAAGUUCAUUAAGAAAAUUCCAAAGCUUCCAGAAAGUAUAAGACAAGUAAAUGCAACAAACUGCAUCUCGUUGAAUUCAGAAUCAUUAAGAAAAUUAAUCCUUCAGUUUGGAAGAAAUAUAGGGCUUUCACCAAAUAUGAAAUGUUCAGGUGUGAAAAACAAAGUAUUAAUGGAUUCGCAUUCACAUCGCAAAUUAUCGAAUCAGAUUGAUUGUUCUUCCCGGGUCUCCCUCUCCAAGCUCAACGCAAUUCAAGAUGAGUCCUUUCCCACUCUAGAUGCGUAUCUGGUUGAUUAUGGAGAGAGAUAUGAUAUUACAGUACCAGGAAAGAAGAUUCCGAAUCGGAUCAAUCAUCAAAGCAUUGAAAGUUCCAUAUCAUUCUGGGUUGGUCCUGAGUUUCCAUCAAUUGCUGUUUGUGUUGCUAUUCAUCUAAUUCCGUUGAAGGACAGUUACGCUAAUAAUGAUAAGUACGGUUCUAUUCGUGAUGAUUUAAUCGAUUGUUAUUUGGAUAUUCACAUUUCUACUGAUAGUCGUAAGCGACGUCUCAUGGGUGGCCAAUAUUUAUAUGAUUUGAAGUGUGAUCAUCUGUGGUUUUACGGUGAACCUCACAGCCGAUUACAGAGGAAAUUUGGAGACUUGAUGCAAGGUGAUCGGAAUCAUGUUGAGAUUUCAUGUAAAAUCCAUCAUUGGGCAAGUAGAAACGGAAACUACGCUCCUGUGAUUGCAAGGAUGGGAGUACAUGUGGAAUGCGUAUGUCCUCAGAAUUCCAUUAUCAUCCAACACAAUUCUCAAAAUGUUGCUAACGAUACAGAGCUCGCACCUUUACUAUCUCCAAAUGGUUCACAGACGGACUCAGACGCAGGAGACACUUCUUGAAGGCGUCCAGUGGAUAUAGCAAAUGGGCUUGACUUAUGUUUGGGCAUUGACUCAGCAGAUGGUAAUGGGUUUGAUUUGGGUUCUUCUUCAAUAGCCAAUCCCUUUAUAAAAAGAUGACUCCAUUUUCAAUCUGUAUCCACCGUCAAAGAAACCGAGUCCGAUGCGAAGAAAUAUGCCCAGUGUGGAGUGUGGAUUGUCAUUAUGAUAGAGGAGGGGUGCUGAGGCAAGUUUCAUCAGGGGAAGGUGAGGUGGAGAGAGGUUUGGUUGAACAAGACUGCUAGAUCAGAGAGGUUUCAGGAAAUUUGGAGGAAGUGAAACCUGGUUUAGGUCCUGUCAAGCUCUUGGAAUGAUCUUAAAACUUUGGUGGCUUCUUUUCUCAUUUCUUUUAAAGCUCACAAUUCCUCAAGCUGCACCUUUAGAAUGAAGCAAGUUAUUUAUAUCAGCCAAUAUUGCUCUUUGGCCCUUAUCCCUUCCAUAUUCUUGCAAAUAAUUUGAUCAUCCUAUUGUUGUCCUCCUUUAAUGCACCUGUUUUCCUCUCUGAUCUAGGGUAGUCUUUUGCCAGCUCCUCUUGAAGUUGUUCACUUUAGCCCCUAAAAACUGAGCAGAUGCUUGUACUAUUCAUAGCAUGUGUUAUGAGUUUGUUAUGGGCAAAUUGGAUCAGGCUUUUUGUUGCCAAUAUGACCAUUGCAAAAGCAGGUCAGCCAACAGUGGCCAUGGCUAGCUGCUUUGCUGAGCCAAUGUUUGACAUGCUUGUUGGGCUUGGAACAGCUUUGACAAUACAAAAACCAAUGUUUAUCCAAAUGCUUACGGGAAUGGUGACUGCAUUGUCUUCCUGUUAUUGAGCUUGAUGGGGCCUGUACUGAUUUCGAGUUCAAUGUUUAUCCAAAUACAAACAACGGCCAUUGUCAAAGCAGGUCUAAAUCUGUAUUUUGUUUAUACUGAAAAGGUCAUAGGUAGAAGGUUGAAUAUGUAAGACUGGAAGCGGGCUUAACGAAGAAGAUGUGUAUUGGUUAGUCUACAGAUAAGAUAACUACAGCACAUUAGCUCCACCAAAUAACUCCAGACUAUAUAACCACAUCAAGCGGUAAAAAUUAUCAACAUGAGUUGAAGAUCGCAAGUGAUAUAAAGAGUGUAAACUAUUCAUAAAAUAUAAAAAUAAAGUGUAUAAACAUAUUCUUUUCAUUUGU
Messenger RNA from Quercus robur (English oak), 5042 nucleotides. RefSeq names its product disease resistance protein RUN1-like. The transcript has 7 exons. The coding region runs from base 424 to 3855 and encodes 1143 amino acids. NCBI's taxonomy places the organism in Eukaryota, Viridiplantae, Streptophyta, Magnoliopsida, Fagales, Fagaceae. Gene Ontology annotation, biological process: defense response; signal transduction. Gene Ontology annotation, molecular function: ADP binding; ATP hydrolysis activity. The record is from RefSeq and is a predicted model, not a curated record.